Molecule: messenger RNA, 2295 nt
Organism: Melanotaenia boesemani (Boeseman's rainbowfish)
Lineage: Eukaryota; Metazoa; Chordata; Actinopteri; Atheriniformes; Melanotaeniidae
Product: carcinoembryonic antigen-related cell adhesion molecule 5
Exons: 10
Coding region: 1-2295 (764 amino acids)
Source: RefSeq, a predicted model, not a curated record
AUGAAAGCAGUUAUCAUAUUCCUCAUCAUCCUUGGAGCCCUCUCAGGUUUAUCUGAAGGAGAAGGUAUUUUGCCAGAUGGUCCUCUAAUCGCAUCUGUAGGAGGGACAGUAACAUUUACCACAACACUCACUCCAACAAACACACCAUUUAGUGUCAUUCUUUGGAAAUUUGGUAUUAAUACUAUAAUAUCCUCUGAAAUAAUCUCAAACACAACUGCACCAGAGUAUGAAGGAAGGAUUACGCUCUUCAUAUCUACUGGAUCUCUGGAGCUCAGGAAUCUGAAACUUAGUGAUGCAGGAGAGUACGUAGUUACCAUUUUUCCAGGAUUUUUGGAAGGAAAGACCAAACUAAUUGUUUAUGAGCCAGUCUCCAGUGUAACCGUCACUGUCAACAACACAGACUUGGUUGAGUUCAGCGACUCUGUCAGUCUGUCCUGCUCUUCCUCUGGAUCCUUCCUCUCUUUCCUCUGGAUGAACGGCAGCUCUGAGGUCGCAGCCAGUGACACAGUUCAGAUCACUGAUGGAGGCUCCACUCUGAUUAUAAUUGGUGUGACCCGCUAUGAUGAGGGACCAUACAGCUGUCGUGUGUCCAAUCCUGCCAGUAAUGCCAUCAGUGAUCCAGCAAACAUCAUUGUGAACUAUGGUCCAGAAAAUAUUAAGCUGAUUCUGUCGCCAUCACAAGGUCCUUAUGAGGAAGGGUCAGACGUUAAUCUGAUCUGCUCCACUGAGUCCAGACCUUCAGCCCAAUGUACAUGGUUUCUGAAUGGAAACAAGCUGCCUGAUACUGGACCAGAACUCCCACUGAUCAACAUUAAUCUGAAUCAGAGUUUAUCUGAAGGAGAAGGUAUUUUGCCAGAUGGUCCUCUAAUCGCAUCUGUAGGAGGGACAGUAACAUUUACCACAACACUCACUCCAACAAACACACCAUUUAUUACCAUUCUUUGGAAAUUUGGUGUUACAACUAUAAUAUCAUCUGACCUAACAACAAACAAUACUGCACCAGAUUAUGAAGGAAGGAUCACUCUCUUCAUAUCUACUGGAUCUCUGGAGCUCAGGAAUCUGAAACUUAGUGAUGCAGGAGAGUACGGAGUUACCAUCUAUCCAGGACUUUUGGAAGGAAAAACAACACUAACUGUUUAUGGGUUAGCCUCUAAUGUAACCGUCAAUGUCAACAACACAGACUUGAUUGAGUUCAGCGACUCUGUCAGUCUGUCCUGUUCUUCCUCUGGAUCUUCCCUCUCUUUCCUCUGGAUGAACGGCAGCUCUGAGGUCGUAGCCAGUGGCAGAGUUCAGAUCACUGAUGGAGGCUCCACUUUAACUAUAAUUAAUGUGACCGACUAUGAUGAGGGACCAUACAUCUGUCAUGUGUCCAAUCCUGCCUGUAAUGCCAUCAGUGAUCCAGCAAACAUCACUGUGAACUAUGGUCCAGAAAAUAUCAAAAUGAUUCUGUCGCCAUCACAAGAUUCUUAUGAGGAAGGGUCAGACGUUAAUCUGAUCUGCUCCACUGAGUCCAGACCUUCAGCCCAUUGUACAUGGUUUCUGAAUGGAAACAAGCUCCCUGAUACUGGACCAGAACUCCCACUGAUCAACAUUAAUCUGAAUCAGAGUGGAAACUACAGCUGUCAGGCCUUCAAUCCCAAAACUCUGAGAUAUCAAACAUCUGAACCUGCAACUGUCUCUGUUCUCGCACCGAUAACUGGGGCCACCAUCCGCAGUCCUGCAGCCAUGCUGAUAGAAGAUCACAGCUCCACCAACCUCACCUGUGAGGCCUCUGGCUCCAUCAGCACCACACUGUGGAUGAAAGAUGGCCAGCCCGUUCAAACCAGUGACACUAUCAGCUUAUCCACGGAUAACAGGACAGUGUUCAUACAAACUGUUCGCAGCUCCAGCCACGGCACCUACCAGUGUCAAAUCAGCAACCCAGUCAGCAGCAUGACUGCAGCCUUUAAUCUCACUGUCAACUAUGGACCACAUAACAUAACCAUUACAGGACCAGCAGCAGCUUCUACUGGCCACAGAGUGAUCCUGCAGUGCACAGCAGCCUCGUUCCCACCAGCAAACUUUAGCUGGAUGUUUGACGGCAACCAGACACACAUCAACACCUCCGUGUUUGUUAUAGAGAGAUUAGAGGAAAAAAACACUGGGAAUUACACCUGCACUGCCAGAAAUAUGGUGACCAGGAAGGAAAACUUCACAGUCCUGAAUCUGAGAGCUUCCUGCAGUGCCCCCUGGUGGUCAUUCUCAGUUAUGGUCAUCAGUGCUCUGGCACUAAUGGGGUUAAUGCCAGAGCACUAA